Molecule: messenger RNA, 4077 nt
Organism: Plasmodium gonderi
Lineage: Eukaryota; Apicomplexa; Aconoidasida; Haemosporida; Plasmodiidae
Product: zinc finger protein
Exons: 5
Coding region: 1-4077 (1358 amino acids)
Molecular function (GO): metal ion binding; mRNA binding
Source: RefSeq, a predicted model, not a curated record
AUGUUAUACAAAACGCAGCUUUGUUCUUUUUACGCCAAGGGGAUAUGUGCAAGAGGUAACAAAUGUAGUUGGGCUCAUGGUGAAUUGGACGUUAGACCGAUGCCAAAAUUUUAUAAGACAAGAAUGUGUUAUACAUUUUUAUCUGGUAGUUAUUGUGAAGCGUCUAAAUGCACAUUUGCACAUACAGAGGAAGAAUUACGAGGUUCAGGGAAGGCUCUCAGACUGUGCACGAAAUAUUUCUUGGAUGGGUACUGCAACAAGGCAGAUAAAUGCCCGAUGGCACACAACAUAAAUCAGUUGGAUCCAUCUGUUAAAUUUUCAACAACUGAAUUGAUGAACAGAGUGCACAAUGAUGAAGAAGUAGGAGAAUCAAACUUUUACAAAAACAAAGAGAGUAGAAAGGGUGGUGAAGAAAGUAGUAAUGAUGGAAACACCAUGAGUGGAAGCAUCAAUGAAGGAGAAAGGUGUGUUAAUGUAAACAGCAAUUCGUACUCCUUUAACGAAGAAAGGGAAAAUAUUCCUGAUGACAACAAAGACCAUUAUGGCAUAAUGAGCCAUUUGAAUGAGAGUGAACAAGAUGUAAAUAAUUCCAAGAGAAACACAUUUAACUUUUACAAAAAUUAUGGAAAAAAAGGAUACAAUGAAUAUUUAUUCGAUGUGAAUCCUGAAAAUGAGGGAGAACCUUUUUAUAGUGGUGACAUUAAGAACAACGGGAAUGAAAUAAAAAAUAGAACCAUAAAAGAAGAUAUUUUUUUGAAUGGUGAUUUUUCCAGAAAUAAAAAAUCUUCUCCAAAUGAAGAUUUCAUCAAAAUUAGAGACAAUGUAUCGUUCAAGGAGUUAAGCUAUGGCAAAAACAAUUUUAUGGAUCCAGGAGAAAGCACUCAUACGAGAUUUUUUUCUUAUAAGAAUGCCGAUAAUUUAUGUUGUAGUGAUAAUAUGAGCAUGCUUAACAACUAUGGAAUGAUGAAUACUGAUGAUUAUGUAAAUAACCAUGAAGAAGUGCACAAUAUGAGCUCACCAAAUAAAACAAAAUUAAUAAAUGAAUAUCACAAAAAUGAGAUUUUUUCAAGGGAAAAUAACAUUGCAAGUGUAGAUAAUUUUAUGUACAAUAUUGAAGGGUUCAGAAAAUUAGAACAAAUAAACUUAUCUUCCAAUAUGUGUUCGAAUUUAAAUUUUGACGUAUUAAAUAAAAUUGACAAAAAUAAUCACAUGAACUUUCAGGAAGAAAAAUAUUUUAUUAACAAAAUGAAAAAUAAAGAAAAUUCUGAUAAUUCCAUUUUUGAUUCAAAUACUACGACGUACGAAAAUGUAAGACCUGCACAGAAUUUUUACAAUGAAAAAAAUAUCAUGAAUUUGAACAAGACGAAAGAGAAUUUGGAAAAUGUAGAAGAUCCAGCAGCAAUAUGCCUUAAUUACAACAAUUGCCUUGGUGUCAGGAACAACAUUGGACAGGUAGGAAACAUUUACGAUGCGAGGAAUAUGAGCGGCACCAAUCGAGUAGUGAAUAUGAACUGUGAGGAUCACUUUAAUUGGGAGGAUCGCCUUAAUUGUGAGGAUCGCCUUAAUUGGGAGGAUCGCCUUAAUUGUGAGGAUAACUUUAAUUGGGAGGAUCACUUUAAUUGUGGAGGCCGCAUGAACUGUGCAAGCAAUAUGAAUCACUUAAGUCAUAGUUGUGGAACCCAUAUUAAUAGUAUGAACGAUGCAAGCGAUUUAAAUAACUUCAACAUGGAAUGCCUCAUCAACAACAUAAACAAUCUGAACCUUGGAAAUAUUAACACACACGAAGGUGUAAAAAUAAGGAAUCAAAUGAAUACUUUGCACACUGUGAUAAAUAAAAACAAUAAUGAAAACGACACGAAUUAUGAAUAUUCAGAUUUAAAAAUCGAGAAAGAAGACGAAAUUAAACCAGAAGAAGUAAGAAAGUCAAAUGAAGAGAAAAAUUUUAAAGAUGCUACUUUUACUAAUUGCAUUAAUAAUAACUCAGAUAAUGAAUUUAAAAAUUUUCUUUUAAGUAACAAUUUUUUGUUGGAUAGCUCAAAUAAUCAUAACGAAUAUGCCGAACAUUGUAAGCUAACCAAGGAAACCCAAGGGGCAAUUAACCAAAAUUUGAUGAAUGGCCAUUUAGUCAGUUGCUCCUCAGGUUUUAAUUCGAACGGGUUGUGUAAUGGGGCCAGAGGAGUGGAGCAUAUUCUCACUCUGAGUGGGAGAGACCACAAUACUAGCAUGAGUGGGAGAGACCACACUACUAGCAUGAGUGGGAGAGACCACACUACUAGCAUGAGUGGGAGAGACCACACUACUAGCAUGAGUGGGAGAGACCACACGACUAGCAUGAGUGGGAGAGAUCAUAUGACCAGCAUGAAUGAGAGAGAUCAUAUGACCAGCAUGAGCCAGGAGAGUUACUCAAAUAUCACGAAUGAUAUGGGGAUAAGUGCUAAGAUGAACCUCCAAACGAGACUACUUAACUUUUCCAGCAAUCAGAACAACCUCAGCACAAAAAGCAACAGCAACAGUGGAAGUAACGUCAGCAGUAAUGUCAGUAGUAACAUCGGAAGUGACAUGGGUAGAAACGUAAAAAAACAAAUUAUAAACACGCAAAAUAAUAUGAGCAGUGUUUACAAAAACUUAAGGGAUCUAAAGAAUCAAACCGGUAUGAAGACUUUUAAAAGUGAAGAAAGCAACUACAACAAUGGUGAUGUGUUGAAUAGUAAGGAUUGUCCUAGUGCAUAUAUUUUUUCGCACGAAAUGGGAGGCGAACAAUUAAAUGAAUAUAACGAUGCAUCAAAAAAUUAUUUUUUUGAAAACAUUUAUAAUCAUAACGCAUGUAAGAAUGGAAUUAUAAAUAGAAAAAUAAACAUGAACACAGAUAUUAUCACCCCAAAUGGUAUGAAUAUCAAAAUAACACAAGGUGACAUUUAUGCAACGAAUGGAAAUGCCAGCUGUCACAGCAGUUCUAGUUACGAAGGAAAGAGUAACGACGCUUGCAUGAAGAAUGCUUGCAUGAAGAAUAAUUUGAAUUCAAAAAUGAACAUGCACUAUAUAUUAAGUUGCAAUGGGAUGAACUUAAUGAGUAACCCUAACAUGAAUGCACACAAUGAAUCUUUAAAAAAUCCGAACAAUAGUUUAGUGGAAAAAAAAGUUACACUGGGCGAGGAAAACCAAAUGGGUGAAGAAGACCAAAUGGGUGAAGAAGCCCAAAUGGGCGAGGAAGACCAAAUGCUGAUGAACGAAUGUGAUAAUAAUAAGGCGAAUUACAUCUUAGACAACUAUGUUUUAAAUAAAAAAAAUGCUAAUCACCUGAACAGUCAGGUGGAAAACAAUUCAAACAAAAAAAACAUUAACAAUUUAAAAUAUCAAGAUAGAAAAAAUAUUUUACGUAACAAUAAUGCUACUGCUACUACUACUACUACUACCAAUUGUUUCGGAGACAAUAUAAAUUUACUUGACAUGUGUGAAGUGAGUUGUAAUGGAUUGAAGAUACCCACUGUUGGAUGUAGUAAUGGGAUACAGCAAAAUGUUGUUACGAAUACAGCAGUGAUUAAUGGGUUCAGCUCUUCCAUAUACAGGGAAGAGGAUUUUAACGGUCAAUAUGUUAAAUCGAACGGUGCUAUUGUUUUGGGUUCAGACUCGAACGGUAGCGACAGAAGCAGUGUGAAAAGCAGUGUAAGAAGUAGCAAUGUAUGUGGAAGUAACGGUGGAAAGCAGAACCUGUGCUGUAUGAACAAUUGCAAUCGACAAGCAGAUGAGGCGAAGAAAACCAUUUAUAAUCAUUGCAAUCAAUUGAUGGAUACAAAUAAGAGCAAUUUAGUGGCGAAGAAUCAUCUAGAUUUGUACGAAGUAUCAUGCAAAAGUGAUGAAAGUUUUCCCAAUUAUAUAUAUAACAACAGUAAAGAAGCAUGCAAGAACCAAAAAAAAAAUUCUAAAAUUUCACUCAACAUGAAUGAAACAGAAGAAGCUGACGAUGAGAACAUGAUGAACUUUAACAGCCAAAACGGAAAAAAUGUAAUGAACAAUUACAAUCCAUUGACGCACAGCUUUAGUGGUUUAUAUGAAUGUUUGAGUAAAAAGGCCGAAUAA